ACCGCCUUCUUAUACGCCCCCGCCCUCCCCAGACCCCAGCCUUCGAUCUCCUUUCCUCCUCCCCUUCACCGUCGUCUCCAUUGGCGCACACACGAGCACACCGUCGCCGUCCGCGUUGGUGAUGGAGUCCUACCUGGGGAAGCGCAAGCUGAAUGGCAAUGGCGCGCCGGGCGCCGAGCGGGAGCCGUCCGUGGCGCCGCCGGCUGGGUUCCAGGCGGUGGUGCUGGGGUACCACGACGCCGGGGAGGAGGCGGCCGCGGAGGCGCGGCGGGUGGUGGGCGAGAUGGACUUCUUCAAGACGGAGAAGAGGAAGGAGGAGGCGGCCGGCCGCUCGCGCUCCGCCGCCGGCGCGCCGGGCGAUCUCAGCAUCAACAAGGACGACCUCACCAUCAACAUGGGCCUGCACGUCGGCAGGAGGAAGAGCGGGAGCGAGGAUUCCAUCGUCGACGACGGCGUGUCCUCCAACGAGGUAGAUCACAGGGAAACCAAAGCUGAGCUGGCAUUGGCCAAAUCCGAGAUUGGGCGCCUGAACGAAGAGAACAAGCAGCUCAAGAACAUGCUUGGCCGGGUGACCACGAGCUACAACUCCCUCCAAGUGCAAGUCCUCACACUGAUGCAGCAAAGGAAUAACCACAGAAGCCUCGGCGCUCCAAGCCAUGAGCUGAACGUUGAUCCGGAGAACAAGGACCAGGACGGGAGCCUGCUCCCGCGGCAGUUCAUCAGCCUCGGCACCGCGGCGUUGCCCGACGAGCCGCCGCUGCGCUCCGCGGGCGGCGAGUGCUCGGCGUCGCCCAGCAACACGGACGCGGCCAUGCCGACGCCGCCGGACUACUUCCCUGGCAAGGGCAACGGUGUCGUGCUCGGUAGCAAGGACGUCAUGCCGCUGCCGACGUUCGAUCACCACCACCGCGCCCAGGAGCGGGAGCAGGGGGGCAGCAGCCCUGAGGACCCGCCGCCGCCGCACCACGUGUCGCAGGGAUGGCUCCCCAGCAAGGUUCCCAAGUUCCUGCCGGCCAAGGGCUCCGAGCCGGUCCCCGAGGCCGCCACCAUGCGGAAGGCCCGCGUCUCCGUCCGAGCCCGCUCCGAGGCAGCCAUGAUCAGUGACGGGUGCCAAUGGAGGAAGUACGGGCAGAAGAUGGCCAAGGGCAAUCCGUGCCCCCGCGCGUACUACCGGUGCACGAUGGCCGCCGGCUGCCCAGUCCGCAAGCAGGUCCAGAGAUGCGCCGAGGACACGACGGUGGUGAUCACGACGUACGAGGGGAGCCACAACCACCCGUUGCCGCCGGCCGCGAUGCCGAUGGCGACGACCACGGCGGCGGCGGCGGCCAUGCUGCUGUCGGGCUCGAUGCCGAGCGCGGACGGCAGCCUGAUGGCGGGGUCCAACUUCCUGGCGCGCGCCGUGCUGCCGUGCUCCUCCAACGUCGCCACCAUCUCCGCGUCGGCGCCGUUCCCAACGGUGACGCUGGACCUCACGCAGCCGGGCCCGGGCGCGCAGUCGCAGCAGCAGCCGCAGCAACCGGCGCGCCCGGACCCCGCGCAGCUCCAGGCCGCGCUCGCUGAGGCCGCGCGGCCGGUGGCGCUGCCGCAGUUGUUCGGGCAGAAGCUGUACGACCCCUCCAAGCACUCCGCCGUGCAGGCCGCGGCGGCGCCGGACGCCGGCGACACCGUCAGCGCGGCGGCCGUGAUCGCGUCGGACCCCAACUUCCCCGCGGUGCUCGCGGCCGCGAUCAAGUCGUACAUAGGCGGUAGCAGCGGCGGCGGCGGAGGCGGCGCCGGCGGGAGCAGCGGGACCGUGCCACCACCGCCGGCUAGCGGCGGCGGCGACAGUAGUAGAGACGACAAGAUAGGGGAGUAGGACAGCUGACGCGAUCGCCUAGAGAUCGACUGUUUACUUGCUUGCUUGAAGUUUUGUUCCUUACGUUAGUUUCGUUCAGAAGUUUCAUAGUUGAGUUUCCUUCGUCUCCUCGCGGCACAGGAGAUCAAAAUUUUGCUUUGUUUUUCUACUCCUUUCGGUCGAUUUUUAUGGCAGGAACUGGAGUACAAUUUUGCGCUUGCUAGAUUA
Setaria italica (foxtail millet) is the source of this 2062-nucleotide messenger RNA. RefSeq names its product WRKY transcription factor 42. Gene Ontology annotation, biological process: regulation of DNA-templated transcription. Gene Ontology annotation, molecular function: sequence-specific DNA binding; DNA-binding transcription factor activity. Lineage: Eukaryota; Viridiplantae; Streptophyta; Magnoliopsida; Poales; Poaceae. The record is from RefSeq and is a predicted model, not a curated record. Bases 122 to 1855 code for a protein of 577 amino acids. The transcript has 6 exons.